Molecule: messenger RNA, 1995 nt
Organism: Erigeron canadensis
Lineage: Eukaryota; Viridiplantae; Streptophyta; Magnoliopsida; Asterales; Asteraceae
Product: protein ACCELERATED CELL DEATH 6-like
Exons: 5
Coding region: 1-1995 (664 amino acids)
Cellular component (GO): plasma membrane
Molecular function (GO): protein phosphatase 1 binding; protein phosphatase regulator activity
Source: RefSeq, a predicted model, not a curated record
AUGGCCAGUACUGCACAUACCAGGAAGCUCGAACUCUUUAAAGCAGCCAAGAAUGGGUUUAUUAAUAUUGACAACUUGGAUGAACAAGGCUUACCAAUGAUCACAAGCCACCGAAGAGACACAUUGCUGCAUAUAGCAGCCUUCUUUGGACAUGAACACCUUUGCAUACGCCUCGCAGAAAAACUGCCAAAUCUUAUGGCAUGCAAAAACUUCAUUGGUGACACCCCUCUUCAUGUUGCAGCAAGGGCAGGCAACCUUCCUGUUGUUAAAGCUUUGGUGGGCUUGCAAGUAGUGCCCCUUAAUAAUUUAUCUGUGAAUGAAGAUGGGAAUACGCCUUUACAUGAAGCUGUCAUUCAUAAGCAAAAUAAAGUUGUCGAGUUUUUGUUGACGAAAGAGGAUUUCAAACAAGUCAUUUCAGAUGUUAAUUUGGAAGGCAAAUCACCAUUGUACCUUGCGGUUGAAUCAGGGAAUGCUCAGAUUUUGAGCGAAUUUUUGGAGCUUUCUGGUGAGACUACUAGUAGUCACAAGAGUACUGGAGGCGAUGAAGCAAGUGCUGUUGAUAGGGGAAAACAGAUACUGGCAGAAAAUAUGAAACCAGCUGGAAAGGGAGACCAUGCUGUUGAUAUCGUAAACCUUGUCAAUGGUUGUGGUACUAGCCAUACCAGAGUAGAUGAACAUUUUGAAAUACGGGUAGAAAAAUAUGCUACUGCAAUAGUCACGAAAGAUCAAGGGAAUGCUGAAAACUCAGGAGAUGCCUCCAUCCAUUCAGAUAAUACUACCAGUAGUACUGCUAGCCAGAUCGAAGAUCCUGAAAAGAGAAAAUGUGUUCUACGUGCUGCAAUUUCCAGGAAAGAUAUAGGGAUUUUGAAAUUGGUAGCCGACAAGGUUUCUGGAUCAGUAAUUGAAGACAAUCAUAUUCUACACUUGGCAGCAUCGCUAGGCUUUCUAGAUGGCGUGAAGUAUUUGGUUGGAAAGUUCAGUUUGGAUGUGUUAAAAUGGGACGCGAAUGGCUUUUGUCCUAUACAUCUUGCAUCAAGACACGGACGUCUCCAAGUUGUGAAAGAGCUACUUGAUCACUACCCAGAUGCAAGAGAGUACCUAAGUAACAGACGCCAAAACAUUUUACAUGUUGCAGCCGAGAAUGGGAAGGAUGACAUUCUUACGUACAUACUACAUAACUAUGAAUGGGCAGAAUUUCUCCUUAACGAAAGAGACCAAGAUGGAUACACACCUUUGCAUUUGGCCACAAAGAAUUGGCACCCGAAAGUUGUAAGCACACUAACAUGGGAUGGUAGAGUUAAUUUAAAAUUAGCCACCAAGAAAGGACUGACAGCCCUUGAGAUUGCUGAAAAUAUGGAGGAAAUGGCUCCAUUUAAGAAGAGAUUAACAUGGAUGGCAUUGAUGUCGGUUAAUGCUCCAAGAGCUCAAGUUAAAGACGCAGACAUUGUAAAGAGAUUACAAGCGGCAAAAUAUGAACCGUACAACAUGGACUACUGCAAGGAUAGAGUCAACACUCUCCUGCUAGUCUCAGCAUUGGUAGCCACAGUAACCUUUGCAGCUGGAUUCACAAUGCCUGGCGGCACUAAGAACUCGGGCAAACAUGAAGGCAUGGCUUCUAUGACGCACAAGAUACAAUUCCAACUGUUUGUUAUAUUCGACAGUUUAGCAAUGUAUAGCUCCAUCAUUGUGGCAGUAAUACUGAUGUGGGCACAAUUAGGUGAUCUUGGCCUGUUGCUUAACGCUUUGAGGAUGGCACAACGACUGUUAGGCUUAUCUCUUACGAUGAUGUCUUUAGCAUUCGUGACAGGCGUAAAUCUAGUUGUGACUGAAGUACCGUGGAUUUCCAUAGUCAUGUUGGUUACGGGAAGUCUAUCUCUUAUCGUUCUUCUACUUCUCUUUGUCCCACUAUUUUUGCCCUACAUAUCCGGAUCCAUCCUUGCACGUUACAUCUCCUAUUACCCCUUUAAGUUGUUGAUUCUAGCCUCUGAAAGCUAG